Lentinula edodes (shiitake mushroom) is the source of this 688-nucleotide messenger RNA. RefSeq lists its product as uncharacterized. The record is from RefSeq and is a predicted model, not a curated record. NCBI's taxonomy places the organism in Eukaryota, Fungi, Basidiomycota, Agaricomycetes, Agaricales, Omphalotaceae. The coding region runs from base 234 to 464 and encodes 76 amino acids. The transcript is spliced from 2 exons.
UAAUCCCUCGGUGUUUUCCGUUAUCCUCGACCACACACAUUCAUUAAGCAUCUCAUUAUGUUUUGGACUUCAAUAGCUCUCUCUUCUGCUGCACCGCCGAAUAUUGGAAAAUCUCUUAGAAGAUUGUUACCGAGAGCACUUCCGCCAUCAUUGGUUGCCCAUCCUGGAAACUUGUAUGAAGUCUUGUCACGGACGCCUUCAGGUGGAGUCGGGAAGCGCGUGUACCAACUUCGAUGGUCCCAAAAAACAUAUCCGACUGCUAUUGGGUCGUAACGAGGUCACAAUUCAAAUGUGAGGGUAAACAUGGUAAAGCCUGGGGAAAGCUAUUCUGGAAAGGGCGGCUAGUUAGUACUGCGGAAGAGAGAAUCAGAGGCUCUCUGAAGUACACUUGGGCAGAGGGACAAUCACAGGUCAUGACACCAAAGACGGUGUGUGAUCGCGUUGUUUCAACUUUUCAUACCUGACUCUUGCUUCUUAGGUUACCUCAACAUCGUAGAGAUACUAUUAGGUCACCACAUCGGAUUUCCCACUACUCUUGGUUAUGUCUACUCGGCAUCCUAUAAAUCACGGUAAUAAUAUCAGGACUACGCCGACAAAGUGUCACGGUAGAAAUGAAUAAGUCGUUUCUAAGUCUUGAUGCUCUCAAAUAUAUUUGGUGUCCUAGGACGAGCAGCAGAAAUCAAAGAAC